AUGCCUCGGGGUCAGAAGAGUAAGCUCUGUGCCCAAGAAAAACGCUGCCAGGCCCUAGACGAGCCCGAGGAUCUGGUAGGUGCUCAGGCCACUGUGAGAGUGGGAGAAGAGUUCCCGUCUUCUUCCUCAUUGCAAAGCAUUUCCCAAAACUCACCUAUUGCUUGGUCAUGUUGCAAUCCACAGGGUCAGAGAGCCAGAGCUGUUUCAUACACUGAGCCCAUCUACAGAGGCCAUAUGGAUGAGAAGGUGGUUAUACCGGUGUACUACCUGUUGUACAAGCAUCUAAUGAAAGAGCCUAUUACCAAGGCAGAUAUGCUGAGAAAUAUAAUCCAGAUUUAUAGGAAUCACUUCCUUGAGAUCCUCAAGAGAGCUUCUGAGCACCUGGAGAUGAUCUUUGGCCUUGACCUGAAGGAAGUGGAUCCCUACUGGCACAUCUAUGUCCUUGUCAACAAGCCAGAACCAAGCUAUGAUGCAAACCUGAGUGAUGAUAAAGAGGUUCCCAAGACAGGCCUGUUGAUGGCUGUUCUGGGUGUGAUCUUGACUAAGGGCAAUUGUGCCACUGAGGAGCAAGUCUGGCAAAUAUUGAAUGUGAUGGGGUUAUAUGAGGGGAGGAAGCACUUCAUUUUUGGGGAGCCCAGGAAGCUUAUCACCAAAGAUUUAGUGCGGGAAAGGUACCUGGAGUGCCGCCAGGUGCCCAACAGCGAUCCUCUGUUCUAUGAGUUUCUGUGGGGCCCAAGAGCCCACACUGAAACCAGAAAGAUGAAAGUGCUGGAGUUUGUGGCCAAGAUCCAUGAUACGGUCCCCAGUGCCUUCCCAUCCUGGUAUGAAGGGGCUUUGAGAGAUGAGGGAGAGAGAGCCCGAGCCAGGGCUGCAGCCAGGGCUGGCACUGCUGCCCUGGCCAGCGUGCGCUCCAGGGCCAUAGCCAGCAGCUCCUCCCACCCCAAUAGAGUUAAUUUCAGCAUAACAGAAGGUGUCAUCUGGCUGGCUGCACCAUGUACUGGUGAAAGGAACAAGUUUAACGUGCUUUGUGCUCAGGUUGCUAAGCUUCUUGGCUGGCCCUGUCUUCCCCUGCACCUUGGUUCUCAGCAUUCUGAGACUUGGUCAGCUGAAGAUAAAAGAAAUCUACCAGACAGUUUAGAGUGUGAAUACGAUAUGCCCAGAGGCGGCCACACAGGCCCCACCUCCCCCGCCCCUGCUUUCGGCCCCGGAGGCUCGGGCCUGGCUGUUAGGCCCAAAGUCCAUCCGCUUCCCCAGCGGGGUCUCGGGCAAGGAAGGCCUCGCUCUGAGGCUGGUGGACCCUGGCUCAGCUCAGUAGAGGGAGCGCCCCAGGCCCUAUGGAGUGAAGGACGGGACCCUCGUGGGGACCGAGGGGCUCCACACCCCAGAAUGGCGGCCACGCGGACCCCGCCCCUGAUGUCGGCCUGGGAGCCUCCGGGCAGGUGCCCUCGUUGCCUGCCUUCCUGCGCACACUCCCGCCUACGGGCCCUGACCUGUGUCAUCAUGCCUCGGGGCCGGAAGAGCAAGCGCCGUGCCUGCGAGAAACGCCACCAGGCCCACGGGGAGACUCAGAGCCUCAAGGGUGCCCAGGCCAGUGAGGCGGCAGCGGCGGCGGCGGCAAAAGAGAUACAAGGGUCGCCCUCCUACUCCGCUUCUGUUUCUCAGGGCACUCCCCCGAGCUCCCCUGCUGCUGGCACUCGCCAGGAGCCUCAGGGAGCCCCAGCCACUACCUCUCGUGAUGAAGGGGUUUCAUGCCCAGGAUCUGAAGAGGGUGCCCAGAGCCAAGAGGAGAAAAGUGCAGGUACCUCCCAGGCAGCACCUUCCAUUCCCAGCAGUUGCAGAGAUCCUCUGACUAGGAAGGUCAGAAAGUUGGUGCAGUUCCUGCUGGAGAAGUACAUAACGAAGGAGCCCAUCCCGCAGGCAGCACUGCUGAAGGCUGUCAACAGGAAGUACCAGAAGCACUUCCCUCAGAUUCUCAGCAGAGCCCUUGAGAUCAUGGAGCUGGUCUUUGGCCUCGAGCUGAAGGAUGCCGACCCCAGCAAUCACUCCUACGCCCUCAUCAGCAAGAUCGCCCUCCCCAGCGAGGGAAGUCCGAGUGAUGAGUCGGGGCUGCCCACAUCCGGUCUCCUGAUGAUUCUUCUGGGCCUGAUCUUCAAGAAGGGCAACCGUGCCACUGAAGAGCAGCUCUGGCAAUUCCUCAAUGCGUUGGGUUUCUAUGCUGGGAGGAGGCACUUGAUCUUUGGGGAGCCCAGGAGGCUCAUCAGCGAAGAUUUCGUGCAGCAGAAGUACCUGACAUACCGCCAGGUGCCCAACAGCGAUCCUCCGCGCUAUGAGUUCCUGUGGGGCCCGAGAGCCCACGCUGAAACCAGCAAGAUGAAAGUGCUGGAGUUUGUGGCCAAGAUCAUCGGUACCGUCCCCAGUGCCUUACCAGAUCUCUAUGAGGAGGCUCUGAAAGAUGAGGAAGAGAGAGCAAGAGUGAGAGUCGCGGCCAGGGCUGCAGCUGUUGCUGAGGGCAGAGUCCCUUCCAGGGCCAAGGUCCACAUCUGCCCCAAAUGUAGGCGGGGAGGCCGCGGGCAGAUUGCUUACUUUCUUUUGGAAGAGAGCAGUCAGGCUCCUAAAUAG
Delphinapterus leucas (beluga whale) is the source of this 2619-nucleotide messenger RNA. NCBI's taxonomy places the organism in Eukaryota, Metazoa, Chordata, Mammalia, Artiodactyla, Monodontidae. The record is from RefSeq and is a predicted model, not a curated record.